CAGAUUAGAGACUGCCUGGGGCUAGGGCAGGAGGACAGGGAGGGGGCACUGGGAAAGGAAGGCAACUGUUAAUGGGUAUGGGUUUGAAAUCCUACAAUUAGCUCCUCUCUGAGGGGGCGUGGCUAGGCCCUGGUGGGCGUGGCUGGACUCAGCUUAAAGUCUGGCUGAGGCUAGGAGGCCCAUGCUGUGGUGGCUGUUACACGUGGAGGCAUGGAAGAGUGCGCUUGCAUCUGUGCCGUGGGCUCUUCUCGGGAAUGUCGAUGUCGUCAGCAGCGCCAAGGCCCAACUGAGACGGCAGCGGCCAAUGGCCAGCUGGCCAUGGCCCCUGCAGAAAAGCACGUCGUGGCGGACGCGGCAGCACGGUGCUGUGCGGGGAGUGGAGGAAUCUCGAGCCUCAUGCCGCCCCCGCACUGCUCCCUGCAGGACCUGCCGGUGGAGAUGCUGGUGGAGAUCUUCGCCUCGCUCCCCGGCAACAAUCUGCCCAGCCUGGCCCGGGCCUGCACCAAAUUCCACCACAUCCUGCACAUCGACAGCAUCUGGAGACGGCGCUGCCGCGAGGAGUUUGGUGUCUGUGAAAACUUGCAGAACCUGGAGAUGAUCGGUAUGUCUUAUCGAGAAGUCUAUGCAAAGCUGCUCCACCCAUACAGACACAUUUUGGGAUUGUGGCAGCUACAUGAUGACUAUAGAACACUGCUGAAUGUCGUGGUGGACGGCUUAUGCAUUACUGGUUGGACGUGCGGACCUUACCUUAACUUCCAUGGGGAUGGUACACUGCAAUUCAAGCCCUCGUUCAGAAUUCGCCUGACGGAGAGGAAAUCAGCCACGGUGGAGUGCCUGGAAGGCCGCUUCAGCAGGCCCCACAACUGCCACGUGCAGAUUCGGAAGGACAGGCUCACCCUCCAGUGCAGGAAGACAGACCACCGAAAGGAUUCCCCAACGCGGCUUAGGGGAGAAGGGGGGCUGGUGCUGGUGCAGGAGGACAGACAGCAGUAUGACUGCCAGAUCUACCGCCGCCUCUACCUCCCGCCGAGCCACCCGGACGACCUCAUCAGGCCAGGCCUCUUCCAAGGCAACUACGGCCUAAUGAUGGCCAUGCUCAGCUUCCAUGGGAAGUAUGCCAGGGUCACGAGAGUCACGGGAAUAGCCAAGACGUUAGAGAUCCACCUCAGGCGCCGCAUCCAGCUGCGAGAUGGCGAGAUCUUCCGCAACUUCAACGAGCUCUCCCGCGUGGUCCAGGAGAUUGACGAGCAGGUGAUCUGGGAGCAGCAGCAGCAGCAAGAAGACGGGACUGAGGAAAGCGAGGGCCAUGGCUGGCAGAGCCCUGCCCAGCCCAGCGUCGGGGAGUCCGGGGCUGCAGCUGCAGAGGAGCAGCCUGUUCCGUUUGUUCUGCCUGUGGGCGUGCGCUCAAGAGACCGGAACUACCCCCAAACCUGCAGGAUGUGUUUCUAUGGCGUGGACACUGUUACUAUUACCUUUGAUGGCUUCGCCCACCGCUGGCGCUACCCUGGAGUCUUCAUCCUGUUCGAUGAGAACCACUUCGGGUUCCUCUGGCUGGAGGCGAAACACUUCUUCCUGUUCAGCAGAGUCCAGAACACCUUCCAGACUGCGGAGGCGCCAUCCCCGCAGGCCUUCCUGGAGAUGCUCUCAAACAUUCAGUCCGGACCCCUAGGAGGAGCAGCUUGCAUGCACUUUGAAGAUAUGACUUCUGACCAGGACAUUCAUGGGCACAAUGGGAGUUCCCUGAAAGGGGUGACUCUGGGCUGGGCGCCGGGUGGCCUGGGGUGCUGGCACGUCUGCUCCUGGGGAGGUGGGCAACUUUGGCCAGUCCCCUCUGCCUCUCAGGGUUCAGCGGACCAGAUGCUGUCUGAGGGUCCCUCCUGGCCUGACCGCUUGUGGCUGACAAGUGUCACCUGACUUAUGCUCUCCGGGGAGGAAGCCACACGGCC
This is a messenger RNA of Myotis lucifugus (little brown bat), 1946 nucleotides long. Its product is annotated as F-box only protein 31-like. Gene Ontology annotation, molecular function: protein binding. Bases 211 to 1914 code for a protein of 567 amino acids. The record is from RefSeq and is a predicted model, not a curated record. Lineage: Eukaryota; Metazoa; Chordata; Mammalia; Chiroptera; Vespertilionidae. The transcript has 2 exons.